Synchiropus splendidus (mandarinfish) is the source of this 1455-nucleotide messenger RNA. RefSeq names its product 5-hydroxytryptamine (serotonin) receptor 3A (gene htr3a). Bases 1 to 1455 code for a protein of 484 amino acids. Gene Ontology annotation, cellular component: postsynaptic membrane; neuron projection; synapse. The transcript is spliced from 9 exons. Lineage: Eukaryota; Metazoa; Chordata; Actinopteri; Syngnathiformes; Callionymidae. The record is from RefSeq and is a predicted model, not a curated record. Gene Ontology annotation, molecular function: extracellular ligand-gated monoatomic ion channel activity; transmembrane signaling receptor activity; neurotransmitter receptor activity. Gene Ontology annotation, biological process: monoatomic ion transmembrane transport; signal transduction; nervous system process.
AUGUUAGCUAUUGUCUUCUUCCUAGAAACACCUGGAGCCUGCACGGUGAAAAGACUGGGCAGCAGCAACGGGAGGUUUGCAAACGCCACACUGGUGCGUCUGUCCGAGUUCCUGAGCGCCGGAUAUAAGAAAGGAGUGCGACCGGUGAAAGACUGGAGGACGUCCACCAUCGUAGCCAUUGACCUGAUGGUCUAUUCCAUCCUCAACGUGGAUGAGAAGAACCAGGUUCUGACUACCUACGUGUGGUACAGGCAGGCGUGGACAGAUGAGUUCCUGGUGUGGAAUCCAGAGGACUUCGAUGAGGUCAAACAAGUUUCCAUCCCCACGGCCAAUGUUUGGGUGCCGGACAUCCUCAUCAAUGAGUUUGUGGAUGUGGGAAAGUCUCCUGACAUCCCGUAUGUUUACGUGACACAUGAUGGACUGGUGCGGAACUACAAACCCAUCCAGGUUGUCACAGCCUGUACGCUCAACAUCUACAACUUCCCUUUCGACGUGCAGAAGUGCAGCCUGACGUUCCAGAGUUGGCUUCAUACCAUUGACGACAUCAACAUCACGUUGAUGAGAAGCCCUGAGGAGCUCCGGGAAGACAAGAGCGUCUUCAUGAACCAAGGGGAGUGGGAGCUUCUCCACAUCCUCUCCAACUACAAGAUAUUCAGCGUGGACAAUGACGACUACUACGCUGAGAUGAAGUUUCAUGUGGUGAUCCGGCGGCGGCCCCUGUUCUACACCGUGAACCUGCUGCUGCCCAGCAUCUUCCUGAUGGUGAUGGACGUGGUGGGCUUCUAUCUCCCCCCCGACAGCGGUGAGAGGGUUUCUUUCAAGAUCACCUUGCUGCUGGGAUACUCCGUCUUCCUCAUCAUUGUUUCUGACACUCUGCCCGCCACCGCCAUCGGAACCCCUCUGAUAGGUGUGUACUUUGUGGUCUGCAUGGCUCUGCUGGUGAUCAGCCUCACAGAAACGGUGCUGAUCGUGCGCCUGGUCCACAAGCAGGACCUGCAGACCCCGGUCCCUCCCUGGGUGAAGCACCUGGUCCUGGAGAGGGCCCCAGUCCUCUUCUGCAUCCAGCAGAAGCACAAACUCUGCUCCAGACUCUCGUCUCAGAGCUCAGACUUGGAGCACUACAAGGAUAGCAACUACGGGACAGCCCGGUGCACGCUUCAUCACACCUGCGAGAUCGGCAGGAGGGUGAGUCAGCAUGAGCGCGAGAGCGUCCUGCUGGGUCUGGGGCGGCCCAUCCCGAGAGACCCCACCCCCCCUGUCAUGGACAACAUCCUGCAAGAGGUGACGGCCAUCCGACGCUUCCUGGAAAAAAGGGACCGAGGCCGGGAGAUCGCCAAGGAGUGGCUGCAGGUCGGCUACGUGCUGGACGUGCUGCUCUUCAGGGUCUACUUGGUUGCCAUGGUGACCUACAGCAUCACACUCGGCACGCUGUGGUCGGUGUGGCAGGUCGCCUGA